UGCAGCUUUCUGUGGUGAAAUGGAAACAAUGCAACCUGAGACCUCUAGGACCUGUGUGGAGCUCAAAUCCAAACCUCACAGGUUAAUAUGCUGCAGAUCGGACUAUUUGCAUUCACUCCCCCUUCGGGCCAUAUGGUGUUACUACAGAAGAACUGGAGGAAUGGCUGGCGUCUCCCAGAAUAUUCUAACACAGUGGUCUCCAGCCCUGGUCCUGGAGAGCUACAGGGUUCUGCUGGUUUUUGUUUUCACCUUAAAAUCAGCACCCAGUCGAGACCCAAGACACCAGAUGUAUCUGUCACCCUGGGUUUCCCUGAUUGUGGCCGUGUGCAUCUCCAUGGUCUGUAGCCUGAAUGAAUUCCCCAAGAAAAUACAGGUCAGCCAGAAGGGCGCUUCCGUUAAUCUCACCUGUCACACGGACUUCCAGGGUCAGGUGACCUGGGAGCAGAAGGGGAAGACAUUGAAAGAGUCUGAAUAUGUCAGCAUCACUGGGCUAAGGCUCUUCCUACACGACCUGGACACGCCCAAUGCUGGGGAGUACAGCUGCUGGGGGGAGGGGCGCAAGCUGGACCACACCUAUCUGCUCCUGGAAGAGGAAUCCUAUGAUAGUGAUGAGGAGGAGGAGGAUGAGGAAGAUCAGGAAGAAGAAAGAGACUCCCUCUCCUGCUCCACUCGGACGUAUAGCUGUUCCUUCACCUGCCGUUUGUCUGCAUCCGGAUUCACUGCAGCCAGACUGAGCUUCCAUCGUUACGGCCAGCAGCCCACUCAAUGGCAUUAUGCCCCCACUGCACAGGACCAUUUCCAGUUCACCCUGCCCCUCUCCUACUCCCCGUUCGCUGAGGAGAGCGCCGCCCUGGUGGUGACAGCAGAGGCUGCGAACAGAAAUCAGUACCUGAAAAAGACCAUUCAAUUCUACCUGCGUGAUAUUGUCCAGCCCGAUCCGCCCCAGACGGUGACGUGUGAGCGGGAGGGGAACGCACUCAGAGUGACAGUCCAGCCCCCUGUUAGCUGGGCUCAGCCAGUCAGCUACUUCCCCCUGGAGCACGAGAUUGAGUUCAUCAACAAGGACAAUGGCAAGACGGAGCGUGUGACCAGCGGUGUGAUCACGCAGAAGGUCAGCAGGCUUCGCGCUCGGUCCCGGGACCCCCUCACCCCCUCUGCCUGGAGCGAGUGGAGCCCCUGGAAAAAUGUAACCCACUAACCUACAUCUCCCUCCUUCUCCUUCCUCCCUCUCUCUCUCGGUCUCUCACUCUCUCUCUCUCCACUCAAUAUGACAGACACCUUAUUUACACAGAACUGGAUUUACUGAUUACCCGCUGCAGAAGUGGCCAUUUAAAAAAAAAAAAAAAUCUGUGGCAGUAAUCCAGUAAUAAGCAGCUCUAAAUCAUUCCAACUCAACAAACAAUACAGAAAAGCACACGUGAAUCGGGUUAUUUUUUGAAUAUUUAUUUAUUUGUAUAUUUAUUCAAGUGAUAUAAGCUAUCUCACUGGAGGCUGUUUUGACUGAGGCUUACAUAGAUUUAACUGUCCACUAAAUAAUUACACCUGCUUGUAUUACGUUGUUGCUGCUACCAUCAUCACACCCUGUGCAUCAAACUCCAUGGUAUGGCUCAAAUUGUGGAUCACCUGUGGACUGUACCAUGUCAGGGGAUUAGAGGGGGAUGUUGUUUAAUCGAGUUCUAGCCUUUAGCUUGAAUGCAUUUUUACAAUUCUGUGUGUUUUAUCUUCAAUAGAGCCUUAAAAACACAGCACACAUUUUACUUGUGUUAAUUAUGAAAAAACAACAACAUUUUAUUCAUAUUUAUCACUAGUUCAGUUAAUCCUCCACCAUGUGGAGAUAACGGCUGUACUAAUUUGACCACCAUUACCACUGGAAUUAUACUUUUUGGUCGUACUGUGGAAAUUUGAUUAUUGUGAUCCACCCAUUCAACCUAAGUCUUAAAAUGCUAUGAAAGAUAUUGCAUAAGCUAUGAAAACAAGUAACAAUGACUAAUUUCAAGGAUGAAUAGUAAUGAAAUGUGAUGGUUUUGAGUGAACAGUCUCAAACCGCCCUCCAUGCCAUUUGGCCUUGCCUACCCCAUGAGCUCAUAAGCUAAAAGUGUGAGAAUUAAGCUGGCCAUUGUCUUGGUGCCUUAGUGCUGUGGUUCUCAAACUCGGUCCUGGGGGACCACUGUGUAUGCUGGUUUUCAUUCCAACCUCAACUGCAAUCCC
Molecule: messenger RNA, 2208 nt
Organism: Anguilla rostrata (American eel)
Lineage: Eukaryota; Metazoa; Chordata; Actinopteri; Anguilliformes; Anguillidae
Gene: il12b2
Product: interleukin 12B 2
Exons: 8
Coding region: 20-1198 (392 amino acids)
Molecular function (GO): protein binding
Source: RefSeq, a predicted model, not a curated record